This is a messenger RNA of Zeugodacus cucurbitae (melon fly), 16827 nucleotides long. It is a transcript of the gene vlc, whose product is annotated as disks large-associated protein 4. Gene Ontology annotation, cellular component: glutamatergic synapse; postsynaptic specialization. Lineage: Eukaryota; Metazoa; Arthropoda; Insecta; Diptera; Tephritidae. Gene Ontology annotation, molecular function: molecular adaptor activity. The record is from RefSeq and is a predicted model, not a curated record. Bases 429 to 2228 code for a protein of 599 amino acids. The transcript has 8 exons. Gene Ontology annotation, biological process: signaling.
GGUUUUGGUUUACUUAUCGAUAUCUCUAAAAUCGAUGCAUAAGUAGCUUUCAUUUCGUGUGUGCAUUUGUGUUGUUUUCUAUGCAAGUUUGUGUCAACGAUUUUAAACCAUCAACUUCAUUGGAUAUGUCAAAUAUCAGUAUUUAGUCACAAUAUCACAUAAAAGUGUUAAAAGCCCAAAUCUAAUGGAAUAUUAGUAAUUUUGUAAACCUGCGAAAUAUCUUGGGUAACGUUGUCAUACACUAAGAAGAAGUCAACAUAACGAAACACGGGUAUACGCAUACCAAUACAAGAUUUUGUACUUAUAUUCAAUAUAAACCAAAUAUUAGGAUCCAAAUCUUUGUUUGGCAUGCUCGUUGGCCUCGUUAACGCAAAGGCAAUAAUUUGAUAUGGAUAGAAGUGUGGACUCGAUAGGUAGUUGUUCUCUUGAUGUCGACGCUGAUUCCACGGACGUAUCAGAAUAAUUUCAAUAUUAUAGAUACAAGUGGGAGUUUAAAUUUUCCAACACCAAUUUCUAUUAAAGACAUUACCACAGAAUUCACCACAAAUAUACGAGAGCGAUGUUCUGUUCAGACUUUCCAUGAAAUCAAUAAGAAUUUUAUGGGACUCGAGUCGCAGAUGGUGUUAAAACAGCCAAUCGCAAAUGUCAACACAAGAUGUGCCUUAUUAAAUUCAUCAAAUCCGAAUUCAAAUAAAAUCAUUAGUCAGACUGAUUCAAGUACAGACAAAAAGCCAAGCUAUCUGAAUCUAGCUUGUUGUGUGAAUGGUUAUUCUAAUCUUACAACUUAUGACUCUAAAAUACGACAAGAUAUAAAUAAAUCACGCGAGGUGUCCCCCAUCCGCCCGUCGUCAAAUAGUAUUCAGUAUUGCAAAAAAAGCAAUUCACUGGCUCCACCAAUACUAUUACAAAUGGAUGAUGGCAGAGGAGAUGUUUCUAAUUCGAAACCGGCAGCAACUAACGGACUUUCAAACAAUGGGUAUAAUAAUACAGAAAACAAUGAGCACUGUGAUUCGCCAUGGAAUGAGGAUGGUCGCAAUACUAGUUUUAUUCAACAACGAGUGGAACGAUUAUAUGGACGUGCUGCAUUAGCACAGGGUUUUUAUAGUCCAAAAAAAGUGCGUAGCACUUUCUCUUGUACGUCUCAACGGGAUCGUGAUGAUGCUGGUUCAUCAGAGCUGGCAAGGAAAUUUCAACAACUUACUCCAAGCAAAGAUUACUCCGAGUUCAGGAAAAAGUUAGAUGCAAGUGCUAAUAAUUCUCCACGUCAAGUUAGUUCGGCAACCGAAAUUUCAACUUUUAAUAAUAACAUUGUUGAUUUACCUGUAUUACGUCAUUUAAGCCAAGAGUUUCGGGCUCAGUUACCAAUAAUAUCACCUAAAAAAAACCAAUCAAGAAGUUCUCUUCAUAAGGCGUUAAGCUCGGAAAAUGACACAACCGAUGCGUUUGAAGUAUUAAUAGAUGAAGUAGAUCGUAAGGAAAUUCCGAUAUCUCUAUUGGAAAUAAGUAAUGAACAUCCAAAUGGAGACAAUAUACAAUACAAAAUUGUGGAAAAAUCAAAUUUAAUUGAUCCAUCCAUAGAAUGUUCAGAGAAGAAUGGUAAUUACUUUCUUCAUUUGCUGAAAAGCGAACAGAGUCGUCUUUUAGCUUUAGCUGAUAAAGCGGAAAGAUACGCAGACGAAUUAUCCGGCAAUCCCGAGAUUUCGGAGGACACUCUAGGCUUUUUGCGUUCAGCGUAUGGCAAAGCUCGGUUGCUGGUGUCACAAAAGAUGAAACAAUUUGAAGGCCUUUGCCAAAAUAAUUUGAAUUCAUCACCACAAGACAAAUUUCCCACUACAAAUGAUGAUCUUCAAGGAUUUUGGGAUAUGGUGAAUUUGCAAGUCGAUCAUAUCAAUUCUAUAUUUGAUGAGAUAGAAGUAUUAAGACAAAACAAUUGGAAGAAACCUAUGGAAAUUCUACCUAAGGAGCCGACCAAAAUACAACCAAAAACAGUAAAGACUGUCAACCAAAAGACAAAAGUUAGUACAUCUAAUGGAAAUGACUCUAAAACAAAAUCAGUCUUAUCGGCCGCAGCGUUGAAACGAGAAUCUCAAAGAAAAAUGUUGUUAGAAAUGAAACGUAAAAACAAAAUCGCAUUGGCAGCUAAAUCAACUACGUCUGUUGGAGAUUCUGUUGAGCCACUUGUUGAAAAUUUAGACACCGUUGAGAUAUUUGUCAAACACACUAAUUGAAAGUUCGUUAAUGAGUGCUUUGGUCUUACUAAACUGUACUAGUCCUCUAACAAAAUCGAAUGAGACAUACACUCCAUGACAUAUAUAAUCUAUAAAUCUUUCGCUUCUACUAAUUCUAGUUUCAUAAUCUAAAAACGUUAUAUACACGAAUAAUACUCGUUUGCAGGCUAAUCAUUCAUAAUAAAGCAGUGUGCUAUUAAAAGAUGAGAAAGAGAAAAAUGAAAUUGAGUAAUUUAUAUACAUAUGCUCAUUUUUGGAAAUCUAAAUCUGUUAUGUGAAAAAUGCAAUAUGCAUCAUUUACUUCAUUUUGCUUUAAAAUAGAUUGUAAUUGAGCCAAAUUCAUAGUUUUCAAUUUAGUUAAAUUAUAUUUACUGUUACUAGCUUAAAACUAUGAAGAAAUGUUUGAAUUGGUUGACAUCUUAAAUACGCACUGUACAUACAUGUUUGAUAUUUUUAUAUUAAUUGAUUUAUCAUAUGAAUUUUGCGUGAUUGUCAGAGAAUAAUAUUUUACAUAAAAAUACAUUUAUUUUAUGAAAAUUUUAAAUGUAUGAAAAAAGUACAUCUAUUAAUUAUUAUUAUCAAACAAACUUUUAAAUUGGAAAGGAAUGAAUUUAUGCAGCUGGAGAACCAUUAUGAAACUAUAACACCUAUUUCCAUUGUUAUUGGCAUGCAGAUACUUUUUUCGUUAUGAAUGCGCUUAUAUUUGAUGUUUAUGAUGUCAAAACAUCAAAUAUACAUACUAUGUAGGUUUGCUUCAGUAAGAGAUUUGUAUGACCGCGUUCCGACGAGAACGCUAUUGUCUCGGCAACUCCUAGUUGAUAGAAGAGGGGGCGACGAGGAAAGGGGGAUCGCAGGAUAAAAAGGACAACAAUUUGCUAGAUGAAGCGUCCAUGAAUUUUAGAAAAUUAUGUGAAGAGAAUUACAAAAAAACUUGUCUCGGGUUGUCGAAACAAAAUUUUACCGUGUGAACGCAAUGGGAGACACCAAAGGAGAAUCUGCCGAUAAUUAGCGACAAUAGGAUUCUGGUUUGAAUGCAGUAGAUGAGUUUAUAAUAACCGGUCUACUGGUCAUGGAUAACAAAAUUCUUGUUGUAAAGACACAAAACAAUCACCACAUAAUCUUGAUGUUACGUAGAUCCGAUUGCCGUGAGAACAGUUAUUAUAAAUAUUACUUCCAAAAAUCUUUUCCAUAUUUAAAUAAACAUAAUUCAAACAAGUAAGGAAAGGCUAAGUUCGGGUGCAACCGAACGUUUUAUACUUUCGCAAUUUAUUGCUAUAUUUUUAUUAAGAAAACACACAAUUUGACCCAUAUAUUCGGCAUAAAUAUAUUUCACAUAUUAACCGAUUUAUAAGCUAUUAAGCUCAUCGUAUUUUUGUAAAUUCUAUAAUUAGGUAUUCUCUUAUAUUCUUAUAUAAGAGAAGUUAUGACCUGAAGAACAAUGGGCCUAAUCAUUGAAUCCGCAGCGAAUUCGAUUUCGAUUCGAUAAGUAUUUUCGAUCGAAAAUUUUUAUGCAAUCAUUCAUUCCGUCGAUAAACUGCUUUAUUACAAAAUAAAAAUGUCAAACUUCAUUGUCGACUGUAAGUUUGACAGGUUUGAAAAAUUAAAUUGUCUGGAAUUUUUAUUUCGUUUAUAUAAAUAUUUGAAAUGGAUACAAUCGCGUUAAAUUUAAGUGAUAGUGAUAGUGAAUAUGAAAAUUGUGUAAAAAUUCGUCGUGAGCGCAGAAAUUUAAGAAAUAGUUCAAAAGACAUAUUGGAAAUGGAUGAAAUCAUGCUAAAGGCCGAAUAAUUGUUGAGAAAACAAUAGGUUUAUUAAAAUCUGUAUUUCGUUGCCUUUGCGGUGAACGAGGUCUACAUUACGAGCCAUUUAAAGCAGCGCGUAUUGUUAAUUUCUGCUGUGCAUUGCAUAAUAUUCGUUUGAAUUUUAAUUCUAACGAAACUUAUAAUGAGCCAUACCUGGAUACAACUGAAAAUGAAAAUUCCAUCGAUGAUGACAAUGAUUUAGAUGAUAUGCCCACCGACGAAGCAAGUAAAAUAAGAGAUAGUUUUUUAGAUAUUUUUUAAUAUACAUGUUGAAUUCAUUUUUAUUAGACUAAGUUAAAAAACAUAAAAAUUCAUUAAAACGAAAUGUUUUGUUAGUUCAAAAAAACUUAUGGCUUAUUUAAAUGUUCAAGUUCUAGUUCUAAAAUUUUCCUUUUGGUUUCUAAUUUAUCUAUUGCUAUUUUUUCCAUUGCGGAAUUAUGUCGCUUCAUUUCCUUUAAUUUAUCCUUUUCAGUUUCAUUAAGUUUUCUAAGUCAUCUAUUUGUGUCGGACUGUUCUUUAAUAUAUUCUUUUUGAUGUUUCACAAGCGUGUCCUGCAGUUUUGAAAUAUUUGUCUCCACUUUUUUUUUGGAUCGUUAUUUGUUCUGUAAGAAGAUCAAUCUUGUUUGUUUUGUUCUUUUUAUGUGGAGUACAGAAAAUAUCGGCAUCCACAUUAGAUUCUAUUACCUGACCGGGAGUCAUAUGUGAUGUAGGUUCAACCAAUUCAAUGUCAGGCUGGGAAAAAAUUGACUCAACUGGUCUCUUGCUAGCACUACUUGUUGUAGGAAUCUCAUCAGGGAUAUUUUCUAUUGAAGUGAUCUUCACUGAUGUAUUGAGUGACAGUAUAACACUCACCUUCUCUUCAAGUGAACUUAAAGAAACUUGGCUGAAGGGCCCACCACCUGUUCCAGAAAUGUGUUUUGCAUUUUUUACCAUUUUUUUCUUUGUUGCAAACUUAAAAUCUGUCCAAACCUAGUUAUAGGUUAAGAAAGAAGUUUAAUAGCCGAAAAUUUACAAAUUAUGAUUUUUCAUACCUUCUUCCAUCCAGUUCUGUCCUUGAUUGGAGGACCUAAAGCGUUCAGUUUAUUUGAUAUUUCUUCCCAAAAACUAUUCAAAUCGCCUGGUGCUCUCUGCGAAAAACCUUUCGCUAUGUCGGGGUGUAACUUCAUUUCAUUUACUAACACUUCAAAUUGUGUUUUAUUAGUGUGUUUUUGUCUCUUAUCUCUAAAAUUUCAAUGUAAAACAUAAUUAAAUGCGUCAUUAACAAUUUUUUAUAUAAAUACUUACAAAUUUUCCAUUUCUUUAAAAUUUCCGCAACACACUCACCAACGGAUUGAUUUCGAUGCAAAUUUUCGAUAUUGCGGUAUCAAUGAUUCCGAAAUUAGUGACAUCUAUGUGCCGCGGAAAGCAUUUUAUCGCGUCGGUAACUAAAUUCAAUUCGAUCGAAAAUGUGACUAUCGAUACGGAUUCAAUGAUUCCCAUGUAAAAUUUUACUAUCGAAUCGAACCAUUUUUCGAUCGAAACGGAUUCAAUCAUUAGGCCCAAUAUUUCCUCUGAAUUAAAUUAAGAUACCUGAGAGAUUUCGGAAAUUUUCGGUGAAAAGUUGCCACGGGGUACUGAGUUAUUCAUAUUCGAUAGUCGGGACAUUGAAAAGUUAUAGUCCGAUUUCCACAAUUUUUUCACAAGUGAUGCCACAGAUCAUACAGUAUUUGUGUAAAGUUUUAUUUCGCUAUCUUCAUUGGUUCCUUAUGUAUAUAUUAUAAAGUGAAGGAAUAAGAUGAAAUUCAAAAAUGAGUUAUAUGGGAAGAUGUUGUGGUUGUGAACCGAUUUCGCCCAUUUAUCCAUUUGUCCGUGUCAUCAGGGUGUCAGGAAAUAUUAUAUACCGAAUUUCAUUGAAAUCUGUCGAAUACUUCCUGAGAUAUGUUUUUUUAACCCAUAAGUGGGCGAUGCCACGCCCAUUUUCCAUUUUGUAAAAAGUCUCAGUGCAGCUUCCUUCUGCUAUUUUUUCUGUGAAAUUUAGUGUUUCUGACGUUUUUCGUUAGUGAGUUAACCCACUUUUAGUAAUUUUAAACCUAACCUUUGUAUGGGAGGUGGGCGUGGUUAUUAUCCGAUUUCAACUUUUUUCAUGGUGUGUGGGGGAGUACGUAGGAGAACCGGCUACAGAAAGUUUGUUUUAUAUCGCUAUAUUGGUUUGCGAGAUAUAUACAAAUAACCGAUUUGGGGGCGGGGCCACGCCCACUUCCCCAAAAAAAUUACAUCCAAAUAUGCCCCUUCCUAGUGCGAUCCUUUAUUCCAAAUUUUACUUUUAUAACUUUAUUUAUGGCUUUGUUAUGACACUUUAUAAGUUUUUGGUUUUUGCCAUUUUGUGGGCGCGGCAAUGGUUCGAUUUUGCCGAAAGCAACCUCCUCAGGGUGCCAAGGAAUACGUGUUCCAAGUUUCGUUAAGAUGUCUCAAUUUUUACUCAGGUUAUCUGUUGCACGGACAGACGGACGGACGGACAGACAGACAUCCGGAUUUCAACUCGUCUCGCCAUCCUGAUCAUUUUGAUAUAUAUAACCCUAUAUGUAACUCGUUUAGUUUUAUGACUUACAAACAACCGUUAUGUGUUUUCCCGCCUGGAUAAGGAAGCGAAGCGAAUGUGUCUGGUGGUGAACGAGGACAAGACGAAAUAUCUCCUGUGAUCAAACAAACAGUCAGCGCAUUAACGUCUUGGCUGCCAUGUCACUGUUGAUAGUCAUAACUUUGAAGUUGUAGAUAAUUUCGUAUACCUGGGCACCAGUAUCAACACCGAUAAUAAUGUCUGCCUUGAAAGUCAGUCAAGAAGAAGAAGAAGCAGUUUAACACCUCAAUUGUGUAACUGCCUUCCCUAAAUAAAAGCGUUGGCGGAACGUUUUUACCGCUCAGCGUUAACAUCGAUGCGCCAUCCCUAAAUAAAAGCGGCAACUUUCCGUCAAAUAUCAAAAUGUUUACUUGAAUUGUCGUUGUGAAAUUUAAUUGUACAGAAAAACUUCGUUUUUCGCAGCCAACUUUACUUCGGAACGCUCUCUGAAAAUAGAAUUUUUCAACCGUCGGUAUGUGCCAUACAAAUUGUAUGAGCAUGAGGAUUUUUUGACAGUCAUUUGCCGCUGCCGCUUUUAUUUAGGGAAGGCAGUAAGGCUACUGGCGAAUAAUCGCAAUUUUAGUAGCCUUGGCUACUGAGACUAGAUUUUUUAUUACGAUAAGCUAUCUAUCUCAGUUGCCAAGAAUACGCAGAUAACAGCCCUGAGUUUACAUUUUUGACAAUUAUUUUGAAAGUAUUUGGCAGCAGUGACAGUGACAAUUUGUGCAGUUAAAAAUACAAAUACGUGAACAAAAAUAUUUUAUUUCAACCAAAAUAUAAAGAAGAACUAUAAUGAGUAGUUAUUAAUUAUUUUUCAUGAGUCGGGAAGAAAGCUUGAAUGUCGCAAUAAUUCGACGGUUAAUUAGAGAUCGUUCCAAUCCUUUGGACGCUAAGGAUUAAAAUGUUAUUAUUUGUUAUGUUUACUAUAUUUUGUAUAUUUUCAAAUAGCGUUUUAAAUCCAUCAACCGAUCAACUGCUGUCUCUCAAAUUCUGAAGAUUUGAGCAGCGCUACGAUUCUUUGCUGAAGGUACAUAGCUAUCAGAAAGGUCAAGGGAAUGACUUCGAAAUUUCACAACUUAAAUACGACGAUGUCUGUGAUUCUUACAGAAGUGACCACAUUUAUACAACAGAAAAUAUGCCUAAAACAUAUAAAAUUUAACAUAAGUGUAGAAGAGCAAAAUACUACUAAAAUAAUAAAUAAUAAGCAAUCAAACAGAAUUUCCUAAAAAAGAACUACAAAAUCUGUAUAUUAAUAUCUAUACCUCAGAAGUAAACCGAAUAUUACAAAUUGCUUAAAAAUGGUAUUGUUAAAAUAUUAGCUUCUGCUAUUCUUUUCCAGUCUUAUGGGGUGACCUGAAUCUAUUUAUUUCGGCUUCAAAGCCAUUCCAUAGUUUUACAUUUUUUAAAUAAUAUUUAAAAAGCAACUCAUUCAAAUAUAUAUUUAUGUAAAUACAUUUUUUAUUUAUAUUUACAAUUUUGGCCAUCUGAAUAUAUUAUAUUACUCAAAACUACAAUCUAUAAUGAAGAUACUGGUAUUGAUCAGUAGCCUGCUUUUGACAUAUUUGGAUACUAUAAAAAGGGUUGAUAGUAAUAGAUAAUAUGCAAAAAAUGGCGACUGGCAAUCAGUAGCCUGUUAUAUUCGCCAGUAACCUCUCUUAAUGUAUUUUUCGGACUACGAUAGCCUGAAGGCGACUGAACUCAGGCUAUUAUAGAUACAUAAUAUGGGUGUUCUGAAAUUCGGGUUUAUUGAUGAAAAAAAAUUUAGAAACUGAUUAAACUGACAUGGAUUCCGAUGAAAAUGAACUCGUCAAUCUAGUGCAAUUUGUUGGAAAUUAUGAUGAUAGAAAAACCAGAAGAGUUGUGAGGCCUUGACUUCAUUUUUAGCAAGCUAAUGCCAUAAUUCAUUAUUCAAGGGAGAUAAAGAAGUUUUACGAACAGAAAAAUAGUUCACUCUGGGGUUCUAUCAAGAGGAUCCACAAUUUAACACAGUCAAAACCCUAAAAGUAGUGAUUGAGGAAGCUUGAGCUGCAAUACCGAGAAUGAGUUUAAUAAACCUUAUUGCUUCAAUGGCGAACAGAUUAAUUCAAGUUUUAAAACGCAACGGAAAGUGGACAGACUACUAACAAGAAGUUGGGAGUUAAGCCGAAAUUUAUUCCUUAAAAUUGUUUUUGUUUUUGAGUUUAUAUGAAUUGAUAGCUUGGAAAGUAAACUAAUCAAAGUUUUUUUGAUAUAAAAUUACUUACUUUAUUCUUAAUAUUUUUACUACUAUUGAUAAAAGCACAACGUGCUUAUACAGAUCCGUAGAGACUGCACCAGUAAACAGCAUCGAAAAGGAUCUUAAAUAUAAAGGAAAAUGCUCUUGGAGUAUUCCUGGAAAUUUCUGGAGCAUUCAAUAACGUCUCAACGCAAUCUAUUCUUAAUAGUAUAGAAUCAAUAGGUGUUCAACCGGCUAUACAACGCUGGGUCAAAAACUUCAUUUAUUUAGUUUUCAAAUUGAUGAGUUUUCUGAUAAUGAAAAUAACAAAACUAACAAAAAAGCACAAAGCUGACACGAAUCGCGGCACUCGUUAACGAGCGAUGUAAGUUAUUUUGGCAUAAACUCCCUUUUUAUUACUUUAAAUAAAAAUAUAUUGGUAUAACAAUUAAAUUUUAUUAAUAUUUUUUUUAUUUAACAUAUUUUAGUAAUAAUAUACAGUGGAACUUCCAUAACUCGAAGUUCUCCAUCACUCAAACUCUUGAAUUGGCAAUAGAAGUAAAAUUUCAUACAAAAUUCCUUCCAUUAAUCAAACUUUUCGACCAGGACAUAAUACAAAAUUUAAAAUUUAAUUUUCUAGGCAGAAUUGUAAAAGAGUCUCUCUAUAUCGUAUGGAGGCGAAUAAAAAUGAUAUUACUCUUAUGGAUUGCAUAAAUCAUGUAACAAAUGCAUGGGAUACAGACGUCAAAAGCCAAAAAAUAGCAAAUUGUAUCAAACAAAAUCACAGAAUAUACGUUUUAACUUAUGUUCAUGAAACUUUAUGAAUAAAUAAAACUGUGUAUAAAUCUAUAUUUUACAGCUUUUUGAAAAUGUUAUGCUUUAAUGAAAAUUCUAUAACUCGAAGUCUCUCUAACUCAAAGUUUUUUUUGUGGAUUAUGGUGAUUAGAGUUAGAGAAGUUCCACUGUAUUGUAACGGAUUUCCAAAAUCUGUUGUUUACUCUAAAAUUCUAACCUGAAUUCGAUCACUGGAUUGUCAAAUAAAAGUCACACUUUAAUGGCUAUACACUAAACUUUAUUUCUAAUUCCUUAUAACUUAACGCUUUAGUACUCAAUACUUCGUUACACUGCCCUCCACUUAAGUCUAAUCGUCCCGAUUAGACAUACUUCCAGAAUCAAACGCUUAGCAUUUCUUCCCCUAAUCUCGACUUCUAGGACACUGUCGUCCUCCUUAACAUUCCUUUCUCCAUUGGCAUUAAUCCAAAAUCUUAAAUUAUUCCGUAACCAAAAAUUAUACUCGCAGUCGUCUACGCCGUUGUUUCCUGGACAGCAUACUGAUAAGCCAAGAACAUGGAUAUAUGGAUAUCCUCUGCACCUGUGGUGAUACCUGUCCACCAGUUUUCUAAAAUGCUCUUCCAAAUUUCGGAUGAAUCCUUCCGUCAUGAUAUCGGAUUGUGGAUGUAAUGCAACUCCAACACAUAGCUUCUGGCACAUUUCCAAAUUGUUGAUGCACACAUCCGCCAUCUCGUCAGUCUCUUUACCAUGAAUUGGGCACUCUUCUGUCCUGACCGUCAAAACACUCCUGUUUCCUGAUUUACUGAGUAAUGGACCAGCUACAACCAUGGCGACUCGUUCAAAUGUACUGCUCCCAAACUGUACUGCUUCAUUUCACCAUGACUCUUGGAACUCGACACUUUAUUUGCAAUGUCAUCUCUCAUGGAUUGAUGACAACCAACCCAAUACAAUUGAUCCUUCAAUUUUCCCAAGGUUUCCAUGAUUCUUAUGUGCCCUUUACUUGUACCUUUGUGAAUCUCGUAGCCUAAAGUUCGAUAUAAACAACCAGCCACCAACUUAAAAUUAUUCCACUGUGCCUUUGCGACUAGAUGUUCUGCAGACAUUUCUUCUUUUUUUGGACAUUUCACAACUGGAGAUGCAUCUUCAGAUUGUUGUAUCUUCAUAUCACAAUCUUUUGUCCAUGACACAUGUGUCUUCUCUGGGGUCACCUGCGUCAAUAUAUGUGCCUCCUGCUCCUUCAAUUGUGUAGACACCUGUGCUGAAACCUGCGAUGGUAUACAUUCUCCAUGCACUUCCAGCUGUGUUAACAACUCUUCUCUUUUUAAGGUCAUCUCCAUCGACUCCUCCUCUUUGGACUCCUGUUAGGACAUCCCAUUCACUUCCAAUUGUGUUAACAAAAUAUCUUCAUGCGCUUCUAAUGGUCUUAACAUAUACGUCUGCUUCGCUUCCAACUGUGUGGACAUAUUCUCCCCAUGCUCUUCCAGCUGUCUUAACAUGUCUGCUCUAUUUGAGGUCACAUCCAUUGACUCCUCCUCCUGCUUUUCCAACUGAGAGGACACCCUAUUCGCUUCCGAAUGUGUUGACAAAAUCUGCCCAUGCGCUUCCCAAGGCUUUGACAUACGCACCUCAUUUGCUUCAGUCUGUGUUAACCAAAUUUCUUCAUGCUUUUCCAGCUGUAUUGGCACAUCCGCUUUAUUUGAAGUCUCAUGCAUUGAUUCUUCCUUCUACUUUCCCAACUGUGAAGAUACCCCAUUCGUUUCCGACUUCUGCUCUUUUAACUGGGAAGAAAAUUGUGCUGAUAUUGCCGUUGACAGUUCUUUCAUAUGUUGGGACAACUUUGUUGUUAAGCGUGUGUCCUGUUCUUCCAUUCGCGUUGACUACCGCGCGUCCUGCGCUUCCAACUGGGAUUUCAUCUCCUUUAUUUGUAAUGACUGCGCCUGCAACUGUGACGACAUCUGGGACAUAACAGACAAAAUCAUGUUCAUGUCCACUACACCUGACGAACAUGGAAUCUCUUCUUUUUCCUCAAUUUUCGUUGUCGAUUCCUCUAACAGCGAUUCAAAAACAAAUUCGUCCACGUUGAUGUUUUCUUCUUCCAUUGCCUCUCGCAAACUCCAACUCCUUUUUGAGUUGUGGUUGAACUUGACCAUUAUCUCCGAUGGCAUUUUAUUUGUCAAUCCCACUUCUGACACCAAUUGUAACGGAUUUCCAAAAUCUGUUGUUUACUCUAAAAUUCUACCCUGAGUUCGAUCAGUGGAUUGUCAAAUAAAAGUCACACUUUAAUGGCUAUACACUAAACUUUAUUUCUAAUUCCUUAUAACUUAACACUUUAGUAUUCAAUACUCUACUUUACAACUCUAACUUAUAACUUGUUUACACUUUGCUCGACAACUCUCUUAUUAGAACUGUGUCUUGUUGCCAGUCCGACAGCCCUUAUAUAGUCGAUUGUUAGCGAUACAUCGCCACUCGAACAUUCUGGCAACUACGAGUAUCGAUGUCUAGAUACAUCUGGCAAGUUAUCGAUUUCGAUAGUCAAUUCUAGUUUGUUCUGGUGCCAUUUUCGUUACAGUAUUAAUAUUCAUCGGCGGGACCCCAAUUUUGAUAAUCAUUAAUUAUUAUCUAUAUUAUUUAUUUCAUUCGUUUCUUUUUUUACUGCAAUUCAUGUAAAAUAAAACUCAUACACAAUUUGAUAACUCAUGCAUAUGAUAUAGGGCUGUUAAGCAUUUAUGAAUUCAAUACUUCGCCUAAAAUAAUGCAAUGGCGUUUACGAAUAUUGUACAUUGUAUGCCAUUUUAUAUUGCGUUUACGAAAGCAGCCUGUUUUAUCGACCUUUAUCCGACAAAUGCGACAUAUUUGAUAAAGUGUCUGUGAUUUUUGCUUUGUUCAAAAAAAAUUAAAACUUACCUUUAACUGUUGUGAAAUUUCUUCCAAAAAAUUAUUUAAUUCGCCUGAGGAUCUUUGAGAAAAUUCUUUGGCUAUUUCGAGGGGCAACUUUAUAUCGUUUUUAAACAUCUUUAAUUUAUUUUUGUUAGUCUGUUUUUGUCUCUUGUCUCUAAAAUACCCAUUUAAAACAUAAUUUAGUCCAUCAUCAGUAAUUAUUUACAUAAAAACUUUCAAAUGGUUUAUUUCUUUUACAUUUCCGCAACUCAUUCACCAACGGAUCGUAAAUUUUAUUUUCGAUGCGGUUUCAAUGAUUCCGACGUAAAAUUUUUGAUCGAAUCGAACCAUUUUUCGAUCGAAACGAAUUCAAUGAUUAGGCCCAAUGAUUUAAGGACAUAAUAAAUAAGAAUAAAAAAAAUUUUAUGAGUGAUUUUCUGCUACAGCAUCUGGUCCUUAAAAAACAUAUUAUCAUUGAAUUAAGACUGUGGUAUCCUUUUCUGCUGAAAAACAUACAUAUGUAUGUCUAUUCGCAAUUAGUUUUUGAAGGCCAAAAUGUUUACCAUCAAUACAUCCGAUAACUAAAAAUGUGUAUAGUUAUUUGCACACAUUUUUUCAGUUCAUCAGUUAGUCGACAUACCUCGUGGAAGUUUAUAUUUCUCAACAAAGUAUUCUGGGCACUUAGAUAUACAGUCGGGCGAAAACUUACUGAAAUGUGGACAAGGUUUCCGUUUCCAUCUCUUUAACUACGUUUACAUACUGAGCUUUCACACAUGCCAAUUAAAAAGUCGUUUCCAACUAAGAGAUAAGAGAGGUUAUACCUUCCACUCGCCAAAUAGGAACAAAGCCGCUGCUAGUGAAGCAUUAUGAUGCAAGUAAAUGCAUCUUUGGGCAGUCUAAACCACUUCCUGAAUCAGUCAAUGAUUUAAAAUACUAAAUAUUUAUAAAUAUAAAUUUUAUUACGCUGCUUCAGGUAAAGCCAUGGGAUUGCUUUUAUCGCGAAUCUUGAACAUUAUGGCCAAUUGGUAAUGUUCUUCAUCUCAAUCUGUUGAACUUGUAUAAAAACACGAUAGUGUUCAUUUCAUUGCCUGAAAAAAACUAAAUUUAAUAAAUUCCAAUAUAAACGUAUAAUAAAUUUGAAUUCGUUUUGUAUCAAGUGCGGCGAACGGGACAGUCGACACGUUACGAAAUUUCACUUGAUACGAUUAUUCGCCCGCUCACGACUGCCGCGAUUCGGGACCAGAACUACUUCAAAAAUAAGAGCAAAAAAAUAUUCCACAAUUAACGUAAAAUCCAAGUUAAAAAACAAAAAAACUACUACGGACUACUUCUCCUAAACGUCUUGGUAUUGAUUCGACCAACUUCCUUGUUAUGGAUGGGUCUAUAUUGUACCACUCUUCCAUUAGAAUCUGCUCCAUUUGGGGUUUGUUUGUAAAAUGACGCUUGACUUUGAGCAGGAGUUUUAAUUACUCCAGGGCAAUUGUAUAAAACCAAUGCUUUGUAUUCAGUGUGGGGUGCUUGUUCGUUAUCUUGGUAAAUCUGAAAAGUAGAUCCGAUUACGAGAUUUUCUGCACUACUUCGUAAGUUUCUCUUUAGAUUGUUAAUGUAUUGCAUGUGGUCCAUGACUUGGCGAAAUUACUACAUUUUUACAACCCCUACUGCCGACAUAGCGGUUGGAAAAUUCGAUUUUGACAGAUCGAUUAGGAGCACUAGUUCGUAAGUUUCUCUUCAGAAUGUUAAUGUAUUGCAUAUGGUCCAUGAUUUGGCGAAUUUAUUCCAUUUUUCUAACCCCUACAGCCGAUAUAGGUUGGAAAAUUCGAUUUUGACAGAUCGUUUAGCAGUAAAGUUGGCUGCGAAAAACGAAAUUGCUUUGCACAAUAAAAUUUCAGAGUUAACAAUUCAAAUAAACUUUUUGAUAUUUGACGUAAAAUUUCCGCGUUAGGGCGCUUAACGCUGAGCGGUAAAAAACGUUUCGCUGAACGCUUUUAUUUAGGGAAGGCAGUUUAUUCGGAUAUGAAAUUUGCUACUUUAACAGUAAAUUCCCUGUUUCUUAAAAAUGACUCGAAUUUUUUAUACAAUUCUAAGGUAUACAGUUUUUAAUCUUAUAUGCCUUCAAGUGACACCUAAUCAAACGACUGAGCUAUGUCUAGCUAUAUUUAGCUAAACUCUCUAAAAUACUCAAAUGAUUUUCAUAAACUUGUUUGAGGAUUAUUGUUAAUCUAUUUAAGUAUUUUUAAUAAGUAGCGUCCAUUGACAUUCUGCCUACUGAGUGCUUUGAAUCUAAGGUAUUUUCUUUUUAGCUCCUUAUAAAUUGUUCCAAGUUCAAUUGAAAAUAUACGAAAGUUUUCUUCAUGUAUAUCCUGGUAUUUGUUGGAAAAAGUAUUAGAAGUGGAAAAAAAUUAAAAAAAUUAAGGUUAAGGUUUCUUAGUGUCAAAAGAUGAUGAAACAUUAGUAUAAAGUUUCUGAAAGACUAUUAGGAAGAAUUGUAUAAUAGGAUACCAAAUUCUCUACUCGUUAUUUUUUCCAGCAAUAGAUUGAAGAACGAUAGUGGCUGACAGUUUUGCCAACCUCUGAAAAAAAUAAAUUUUGAAAUAUUCUCACGAAAAUUUUAAAUGAGAAUUUCCGGGUACUUAUUUGACAGAUUGUAAUUUUAAAUGAAGGAUAAUUCCAAUGAUAUUUGUCAAAAGUUUGUAAACUGAUUGGAUAUUUGCGGAACCUAUUUAUCUUAUUCGAUUGUCGGCAACCUCCGAAGUCGAAUUUUAGGUGUAACGAUUACGAUUAAGUCUAGCACGUAGUAGAUAGUAUUUUACUUUUUGUGACAAUACCGUUUAUUGGCAGCUUUUGGCUAAGAGCACUGAUGGGAGAACUGUCGAUACUAAAAUCUUUGCCAGUGUGUUCAUUUUUGAAACGCUUAAGUCCACCUAAUUCUGCCAUUUAUGUUAUCUUGCGUUUGAUCCUUUGCUAUUAUUUUAUCUUCUUUUGACAAAGAUAGGCGUAGUAUUUCGUCAUAGAUUAUAUUGCAAAACAGUGGCCUCAAACGGAGUUAGUUACAACGUCUGUCAUACAAAUAACUUCUUACAAUAAAUAUAUCAGAGUUUUGAGUUUCCCUAAAACUUCUAUUAUGUGAGACUCGUACGUUGAGUUAAAUAAGUGAUUCCUGUUAGUUUUUUUUUUAUUUCAUCGAUGGUCGAGCACUUCCUGCGAGACCUACUGGUUGCUACAUAAACCAUAUGUAUACCAAUUGAUUGAUACUCAAUAGUAUCAAACAAAAUGGUCGAUACGCAACUGAAUCCCCAACUGUCUUGAUUGGCUUCUGUAUUAAGACCAUGCGUUUUUCUUUCCACCUUGUGUAAACUUUUUAUCUUCUUAUUUGGAAUCAUAUCCAGCUCUGGACCUUUAGAUCUUGAACUGAGCAGUAAUAAUUAACUUGUCAGUAAUUAUUAAUAGAUCUACUCUCCAGGGGGUAAUAGCUCUUCUUCAUGCAAACGUAUGUUGAAUGUAGCCAAUGAAUGAAGUGUUUGCAUUACAUUUUUAAGGAGAAUUGCGCAGAUUGAUGCUUGCCCUAGGGCCUCGAACCUUAGACAUGAUCAGCUUUACAUUCCACAAAGUGUUUUGAAGCAGUCAUACACACAGUUAAUUGGAUAGAAGAGAAGUAGAUUAGUAGAUGGGUAAAAUAUACUUCAGUGUAUAUACAUAAAUGUGUGUAAUAUGUGAUAUGCCAUAGCGACAUUGAAAGCAGUCAAUAUUCUUCUACAUAAAGGAAAAAAUAAUCAUUUAAUCUCACCUGUAAAUCUCUUACAUAAUGAGAGAUGGAUUUUGAGUUUUAUUUUUAAGUUGUACUGUAAAAAAAAUAUGCUUUCCAUAUUUGACAAACUUCAAUAACUUUGGAACUAAAAUUUCAGUUUGGAAUUGCAUCGGCGUUUAUUUUAUAUUUUCCAUAUUCUCCGUAAAACUCAUAAUGUGAAUGUUUAAUCGUGGUAUACAUAAAUAAAAUAUCGAGGAAUUACUUUGUAAAAAUUUAUCUUAAGCAAUUAUUUAUUCGCUAUCAACUAUAUAAUAUGUUAUAUACAAGGAAUACUAAGAAUAUAUGUUCCCCAGUUGAUGUUAAAAUUGUUUAAUACUCGUAGAUACACUUUGAAUAGUUUAUAAAGCAAUACAUACGUACAUAUAAUUUACUACAGAAUGGGGUAUUUUUGGAAUUUAGCUAUAUAUGUAUAUUAUUGGUUAGUAUGCGACAGUAUAAAAUAAGGAACUAAAUACAGAAAUUCGACCACAGUACAUAAGACCAAAUUUAAAACCCGUUCAGCGAUUACUGGCAAUACAAAAAAAAAACAAGAACAA